Aspergillus heteromorphus CBS 117.55 is the source of this 372-nucleotide messenger RNA. RefSeq lists its product as uncharacterized. Bases 91 to 327 code for a protein of 78 amino acids. The record is from RefSeq and is a predicted model, not a curated record. Lineage: Eukaryota; Fungi; Ascomycota; Eurotiomycetes; Eurotiales; Aspergillaceae. The transcript has a single exon.
UCUCCGUGGGUUUCUUUGCGGGCUCAUGGGUCUCAUGGCCCUUCGCAUCUGUUUUCGUGUCCCUUUUUUAGGCUGGUUGUCCGUCCUAGGAUGGAGUCAGACGACGAUGUAAUGACCUAUUUCCUUUGUUCUGUUAUCUCCUGUCGGUGUGCGAAGUUGAGGGCAGCGGGUCGUCUUCAGCUGGUGCGAUGUCCUCCUCACCGGGGUUUUCCAUGUGGUUUCUCUUUCGUUGUGGUGAGCUUUGGGCGGGAUCAGGACAGGGAUAGAAUCCUCUGCGCCCUCUAUAUAUAUUGUUGUCCUGCAAUCGGAGUACUGGGCUGGGCUUGAUUUUGUCUGUUUUUUUUUUCUUUCUUUUUUCUAUUGUUUAUUUUC